Electrophorus electricus (electric eel) is the source of this 2940-nucleotide messenger RNA. It is a transcript of the gene me3, whose product is annotated as malic enzyme 3, NADP(+)-dependent, mitochondrial. Gene Ontology annotation, molecular function: malate dehydrogenase (decarboxylating) (NADP+) activity; NAD binding. Gene Ontology annotation, cellular component: mitochondrion. The record is from RefSeq and is a predicted model, not a curated record. Lineage: Eukaryota; Metazoa; Chordata; Actinopteri; Gymnotiformes; Gymnotidae. Gene Ontology annotation, biological process: pyruvate metabolic process; malate metabolic process.
AGGAAGUGAAGGUGUCAAUGUCAAACCAGCUUGAAUCAGCUGUUUCCACGGAUUACGACACCAGUCUGACCAGAGGCAGACCUCCGUCAACAUCACAUGCGGUGUGAAGCUGUUUAUACUGGAGCGAAGCAAGGCAUCUGAAUUUCUUCAGGAACCAUGAACUUUCUCUCUGACAAGAGUGUGCUGUUGCUGUGCAAAAGGACUACCAGCGCCAUUCGAGUGCUGGGCAGCCUUUCAUCUCUCCCUGUGGGGCGCAGGGUCCACGGCCCUCUCACUGGCGCUCUUAGAGGGUGUCACUCGGGGGCGAACUCCCAUCCCAGCCUCAGCACCAAAAAGCGAGGUUAUGAUAUCACAAGAAACCCCCACCUCAACAAGGGCAUGGCCUUUACUCUGGAGGAGAGGCUCCAGCUGGGCAUCCACGGCCUUCUGCCGCCAUGCUUUCUCUCCCAGGACGUCCAGGUGCUCCGAGUCAUGAAAAGCUAUGAGACGCGCACCAACCCCCUCGACAAGUAUAUCUUGCUGAUGACCCUGCAAGACAGGAAUGAGAAGCUCUUCUAUCGUGUGUUGACCUCUGACAUUGAGGAGUUCAUGCCUAUAGUUUACACUCCCACUGUAGGCCUAGCCUGCCAGCAGUAUGGCCUGGCGUUCAGGAGACCACGAGGAUUGUUUAUCACCAUUCAUGACAGAGGCCACAUUGCCACCAUGCUAAACUCAUGGCCAGAGGAGAACAUCAAGGCCGUAGUGGUGACUGAUGGUGAGAGGAUCCUGGGACUGGGUGACCUGGGCAGUUACGGAAUGGGCAUCCCAGUGGGCAAGCUGGCUCUGUACACAGCAUGUGGAGGAGUGCACCCUCAGCAAUGCCUGCCUGUGCUGCUGGAUGUGGGCACUGAUAACGAGACGCUCUUGAAUGACCCCUUGUACAUUGGGCUGAAACACAAAAGGGUGAGAGGGAAAGAAUAUGAUGACCUCAUCGAUGAGUUCAUGCAGGCUGUUACAGACAAGUAUGGCAUGAACUGUCUGAUUCAGUUUGAAGACUUUGCCAACAACAAUGCUUUCCGCAUUCUUAGCAAGUACCGCAACCGUUAUUGCACUUUCAACGAUGAUAUACAAGGCACAGCAUCAGUGGCUGUUGCAGGUGUUUCUCGCUGCUCUGAAGCUCACCAAAAAUAACUGUCCGAUCACAAAUUUGUGUUCCAGGGAGCAGGAGAGGCUGCUUUGGGCAUUGCUCACCUACUAAUCAUGGCUAUGGCGAAGGAGGGAGUGUCGCACACUGAUGCUGUCAAGAAGAUCUGGAUGGUGGACUCUAAAGGCCUUAUUGUGAAGGGUAGAGGUCACCUGAAUCAUGAAAAGGAAGAGUUUGCCCAUGAUCACCCCCAAAUAAAGACCUUGGAGGAGGUGGUGCAGACCAUCAAACCAACAGCUAUCAUUGGCGUGGCAGCCAUUGGUGGUGCGUUUACAGAAAAGAUCCUCAAGGACAUGGCCUCCUUCAAUGAGAGGCCCAUCGUCUUUGCCCUCAGCAAUCCCACCAGCAAGGCAGAGUGCACAGCGGAACAGUGCUACACGGUGACGCAGGGUCGUGGUAUCUUUGCCAGUGGAAGCCCCUUCAAGAAGGUGACCCUCGCGGAUGGCCGUACCUUCCACCCAGGCCAGGGCAACAAUGCCUACGUGUUCCCUGGGGUGGCACUGGGGAUCAUCACCUGUGGGGUGCGCCACAUAUCCGAUGACAUUUUCCUCACCACAGCAGAGGCAAUAGCUGACAUGGUCACAGAGGAGCACCUAGCUGAGGGAAGACUGUAUCCUCCUCUUGGCUCAAUCAGAGAAGUGUCCUUUAAAAUUGCCAUGAAGAUCGUGGACUACGCCUACGAACACGGCAUUGCUGCUUGGUAUCCAGAGCCCAAGGAUAAAGAAGCCUUUGUGUUGUCUCAUGUCUACAAUUCAGACUAUGACUCCUUCACACUGGACUCUUAUACAUGGCCCAAGGAAGCCAUGAAGGUCCAGGAUGUGUAGCUGCUUACCCCCCCCCCCCCCCCCCCCCGUAUCCUCCUCUCUUGGAGAGAUCCACAAAACGCCACCUUGCCUUGCCCAUCUGCUCCUCCUGACAUGCCAGUCAUUUCAGUCUUUUUGCCUUUGAAUUCAGUGUUCAACCAAUUUCUCCAUUGUUAGAUUUUUGGUAAGUUAAAAGUAGACCUUCCUGCUCUUAAGACAUUGCCUCUGCCCACAGAUGCCAAAGACUGCAGUUCAUCUGAUUGGUCACAUGGCUGUGCUGCAGAUGUGGGUGUUGAAGGAUCAUUGGAAGGAUGGCUGUAAAUACAGGUUAAAAAAAAAAAAACUACCGCAAUCCACUGUUGUCUAGCCAACAGCCAAAUUAUUCUUGUGUAGCUUUUAUGAAUAGAUUUUGUCACUCCAGGAUUUGCUUUACACUUAUGAGUGCGCUCCAAGCCAAAAUAUCUGGUUUUAAACACUCCUUUGAUUCCAUUACUGAUUCAUGCUGCAAUCAUGCAGCUAUCAAUUUAGUGAGAGGUUCUUUUUAUACCAUUUCUGUUAGUAGGAUCUUAAGAACUGCCUGCAACAAAUUGGAUGUUUCUCUAGUUUUAUUUAUAAGAUGGCAUCAUUCUUGAAUACUGUAAGCAGGUUUCCUCUUUUAUUAUUAUUUUUUUGCUGUGUUUUUAAGACUCCUGUGUUGUCUCGUACGGAUUUUGCCAAAGGACAUUGUGUCAAACACAUCAAAAGCAGACAAUACUGUGCUAACUACAAAGCAUGACUACCUGUCUGGGCCACCCUCAUUUUCAGUGGUAGCUAGCAAAUUGUUCAGUGCUUAGUGUCUGGAGAAUUGUUGCUAUCGUCAUUCAUAAAUUGAUUGAGCACUGUAAACAAAGUCUAUUUUCACAUGUUCAGCAAAGGGGAACUUUUAAAUAAAUAAACAAUUUAAAAGCAAAUCCA